Messenger RNA from Menidia menidia (Atlantic silverside), 756 nucleotides. Lineage: Eukaryota; Metazoa; Chordata; Actinopteri; Atheriniformes; Atherinopsidae. The record is from the annotation of a GenBank genome assembly.
AUGGUUUUCUUUUGUUCCCAGCAAAUCACAGCUCUGAAGAAAGAGAACUUUAACCUGAAGCUGCGUAUUUACUUCAUGGAGGAGCGCAUGCAGCAGAAAUGCGAUGACUCCACUGAGGACAUUUUUAAAACGAACAUUGAGCUGAAGGUGGAGUUGGAGUCAAUGAAGAGAGAGCUGGCGGAGAAACAGGAGCUGCUUGUCUCUGCGUCUAAAGCACUGGAAAGUUUGGCUGGUAGAGAAUCAGGGGAACCCCAGCGGGUGAGAGAGCAAGCUCAGAGGGAGAUGGACGCACUCAGAGAGGCAUUUAACAGGAGGAUUGCUGACCUGGAACAGAGUCUCCAAACCGCAGAAGAGGAAGUUGAGAAGAUGGCAUCCAUUGCUGAGCAGGAGAAGCUUAGGAAUAUAAACAUGGAGAAGCAGCUCCAACUCCUCGCUCCACCAAAUGCCUUCACCCCUGAUAAUGUCCUCAGUCCAGUCCAGGAACUGCAGCAGGCUCUGCAGGAGAAAGACGACAUCAUCAAGCAACUCAAGAUCACUUUAACGAACCAGGAAGCUAUGAUCCAUCAGAAAGGCAGCGGAGACCAACAAACGGAUGCACUUACAGCCAAACAGCUGUCUGACCUCAUCGCAGAGAAGGACGAGGAACUUAAGGCGCUGAGAGACGAGUUACACAGAGAGCAGGACAAAACGCAGCCAGAGCAGCAGGUUGGUGGUUUUUGGACCUAUCCACUCAAGAUCACUGUGAAGUUCUGUUGA